Molecule: messenger RNA, 1565 nt
Organism: Neogale vison (American mink)
Lineage: Eukaryota; Metazoa; Chordata; Mammalia; Carnivora; Mustelidae
Gene: LURAP1
Product: leucine rich adaptor protein 1
Exons: 2
Coding region: 77-811 (244 amino acids)
Biological process (GO): positive regulation of canonical NF-kappaB signal transduction; positive regulation of cytokine production
Source: RefSeq, a predicted model, not a curated record
GCAGCCGGCAAAGGAGGACCCCCGGGAACGAGACCCCGCCGUCCGGUGGCCCAGUCCUCUUCAGCCUUAGGCCCGCAUGGAGGGAACUGCGGAGUUCCAGACGCCUGACCUGCGAGAUGUGGAGGGCAAGGUGGGCAGGAAGACCCCUGAAGGGCUGCUCCGCGGGCUGCGAGGCGAAUGGGAGCCGGGAACCUCCGGCGCCCUGCUGCUCUCGGGGGCACCUAGCACCAGCCACGGCCACAGCCUGGGGGACAAGAUCAUGGCAUUGAGGAUGGAGCUGGCUUACCUGCGAGCCAUCGAUGUGAAGAUCCUGCAGCAGCUGUUGACCUUGAAUGAGGGCAUCGAGGCUGUGCGCUGGCUGUUGGAGGAGAGGGGGACAGUGACCAGCCACUGCAGCAGCCUCACCAGCAGCCAAUAUAGCCUGACAGGCGGGAGCCCAGACCACUCAAGGCGAGGCAGCUGGGACAGCCUGCCGGACACCAGCUCCACUGACCGGCUGGACAGUCUCUCCAUUGGCAGCUUCCUAGACACGGUGGUCCCCAGCGAGCUGGAUGAACAGGGCCCCCCUGGGGCUCCCCGUCCUGAGACUGGGCAAAGGUUAUACCCAGUGGGGACAGGGCCCAGUGGGGACAGGGCCAGGACUGAGGUGGACCUGACAGCCAGCAGGCUAGGGAAUUUGAGGGCUGUAUGGAAGCCCCCAGGGGAGGGGCUCCAAGAUGGACCUCCUGAGCCACUAGAGGAUGAGAGUGCCAAACUGGGCUUUGAGGCCCACUGGUACUGGCAGUGUCAGGAUGAUGUGACCUUCUUAUAGUAACUCUCCCACCCUUUUGUAUUCCUGUGGCUCUUUCAUUGCUAUGCCUUGGUCUCCCUGGAAAUUUAUGCUCCCUCAUUCUGGGUCUAGGAAGAGGCUGCAUCAAAAUCAGUUACCAUGGAAAUCUGACCUUAUCAUCCUUCUGGGCCCUGAGGAGGCUCUUCCUUUAUCCCUCAGUUAUUGGGACCCUAGAACUAUUUCCGUAGAUACAUUGACUCUAGAGGUUUGACCUGUGGCUUCUCGUAAGAUAGUAACUUCCCUUCCCCCUCCUGGAACUAGGUAAGGAUUUGAGGGAUUUAGGACGCCUAAGAGAUCGCUGAUGAAGAGUUGGGGGUCCGAUUACUUCAACCAACAUCUACGAGUCUUGGCCCCCUUCUUGGCCAAGAUGGAGAACUGUGGAGGGACAUGGACAUUCAGGGCCAACCCUCCAUGGAUUGGCCCUCCCAGAAGUCUCUGGGGUUGGUAGAACCAUCCCUUCCUAUCUGGUGAGUGAUGUCAUUUCCUGCCAGGAUGGAGUAGGCUUUCCUCUGUACCAUCUCUCAGGGGUGGGAGUCCAGUAUUGGGCGGCUGAGCCCCUGCUGCUAGGCAAGACCAUACCAUUUAUUCCCCAUACCGUUACUUCUUGCAAGUGGGAACAUACCCUUCCCUCUUCCUGGUAGGAAAGCUCACUGUCAGAGGUUUGUGUUUCUUUUCAGAAAGAUUGUUACUUUUUUUUUUUUUUAAGAUGUUACUUAUUUGUUAGAGCACAAGUGAG